GUUUAGUGUUAAAAAACCAGUCUUAUGCUCUAGCUCGCUGAAUAAUCUCUAGAAUUUUGCGCUGAAAAUAGCUCCCAAAGCUAUCAAAAGUACAAUUAAGACACACACCGAUCUCCAGUUUUCAGAAUACAGUAUCAUUAAUCCUCACAAAGUAGUUCUUUGCUAGACUGACGAGGAUGAUAUCUUACUAAACACAACUAUUUUGUGAUACCAAUUAAUUACAUGGGUUGUCACCUAGUCUUUUUUAUGGUUGGAUUAUCAGACUGUCGAUGGACUUAAUUAUUUGUUGGAUUCAGUCUUGUGAGUGAUCACUCCGUAAGAUGGCGUCAUUUCGGAUUUACAGUCGAUCAACAUCCUGUCAGUUGUUUAACCAUUGAUUUUUGGUUAGAUUAGUCGAAAUCAUGUUCACACUACGAAUUUCUACCUUAAAAUAAUGUUCUUCGUUCAUAGUUUUAUAGAUUGUCUCAGGUAUGGAUGAAAUAGAUGUUCACAUAUUUGUUCUCACGGUUAUGAACAAAGAGUGAAGUUGUAUCAUUAGAUUUACCAUGGAUAACACCGUAAUUGCUCGUAUAAAGCGUCAGUUAACUACGACGUAGGACCACGCACACAUAUGCAUCGGUCCAAGUUUGUAACAGGUGUCACAAUAAAUAUCUACCAUUGCAAGAAAGUUCUGGUUUUACGGACGAUAUGUGGUUACUGUAAGGUAACAAACAGACAGCAUAAAUUUCAGUUAAUCAAAACUUUGUUGUGCAAACUCCAUAUUUCGAGCUAAUUGAGCCUUAGGUAUCUUUUACUAGGUUGCUUGGGAUCUACGUUACCUUAAUAUUUUUGAUGAAAUAUUGAGUGAUCGAAUUUGUGUAUAUGAGGUAGUGGGACGAGUACUUUUUGGGUGUGGUUGACUUGAUUAGUUCUCAUACAACUAAAAUCUUAGUGACGAGUAUCAAUCUGAGUUGGUUGUGUGGCUGUAUUUUAUGAAUAAGAUGAAAUCACUACCCGCCGACCCGAGUCGUACAAGUUGGUGAAGACUUUAAGUUAGGUAUUGUUGUGAUGGAAAUAUAGUGGUUGAACAGCCUGUUUGGCAUGCUUGUAUUGUUUGUUUGAAUCUUCACAUUGAUGUUUAGGACUACAAUUGAACAGUUUCUUACUGUCAUAUGUGCAUCAUGCGCGGAUUACUUCGAUAUUGCCUUGAGCCACAAGCAUUAUAAACGAAGUUAUAUGGUGGCUAGUAGUGGAAUUUGAGUUGCACGUUUCGUCCUAUUUGGAACUCGUCAGUUGCAUGUACUUGGUGGUUAUCGGGACUCAGUAGCUAAGUGAAUAACGCGUUGGCGUUUGAAGCGGACGGUGCUGGGUCCGAGUCCCUGGGCGAGCAUCAACUCUGGGAUGCAGUUAAUUUCGUCGUUUUUAUUUCUAGAUUCAGAAUAGCCGUUUUAUGUCCGGCCUUCAUUUGCUUUGGUUUACUUAUAGAAAAAGUAACUAUUCUUCUUGAAGCAGCUGUCGUUAACAAUAUGUAUCGGACAUCACCAAUUAAAAUAUCUUCGGAAAGUGGAAAUCCUUCAUCAAUCAAGGAAUUUCAUGAAAUAGUCACUGGCCCUUUAUCGGAAUACGUACGUAAUAGUUUCGAAAUUGGAGAUAUUGUUGGAAAUCACGCCUCCAUGGUUAAACAAUGUUUUUUGAUGCAAGAAGGAAUAAUCAAAUUGGCAGCUGAAUGCUCAAAACCUUCUGACUCUGAACUUAAGCUUAUUAUAACACCAUUAGGAAACCUAAUAGAAGAAGUUAUCAAAUUUAAGGAUAAUAAUCGAAGCAGUAACUUUUUUAACCAUCUUUCAGCUGUGGCUGAGUCUGUUACAGCUCUAGGCUGGCUGAGUGAUACUGUUGCACCAUCGACGUACGUUAAAACCAUGCAAGAAGCCGGUGAAUUCUUUACGAAUCGUGUUCUUAUGGAAUACAAAAACAACGACACAAUUCAUCGUGCUUGGAAAAAAUCUUUAAUGUCUAUUUGGACUGCAUUACAAGUUUAUGUUAACAAGCAUCAUACCACUGGUUUGGUUUGGAAUGCUCGUGGUAAACCAGCUGUAGCAUCGAAGCUGUCUAAGUCUUCGCCUACUCGUGAAGUUAAUUCCAAUUGUUCUGCACAAUCACCCCCUGUACUUACAGCUUCUCAUUUAGCUGCAAUGUCAUUGCAAGCAAACGAUAACGCAACACAGUCUAAUUUAUUCGCUGAUCUGAAUCGUGGAACAGCGGUAACAUCUAAUCUGCGCAAAGUGACUGACGAUAUGAAAACACAUAAAAAUCCCCAACUUCGUGAAGGACCUGUUAUCCAUACAUCACGAACUCAAGUGAAUUCAUCAUCGAAUAAUCCCACUGUCCGACCACCAUCUGAGAAAGAGCCGUCGGGGGCUGGAUGUUUGGAACUAAGGGGUAACAGAUGGACUGUAGAAAAUUUCCAGUCUGCCGGAAAUUUACAAAUUGUUAGUACCGAAACAAAACAAACAGUUUGUAUUCAUAAAUGUAAUGAAUGCACAGUUCAAAUUAAGGGGAAAAUUAAUUCAAUCAUGAUGGAUAAUUGUAAGAAAACCGGUGUAGUCUUUGAUCAUCUGAUCUCAUCUAUUGAUGUGGUGAAUUGUCAGAGUGUUAAAAUUCAGUGUCUUGGACAACUAUCAACUGUGAAUAUUGACAAGACAGAUGGAUGUCAAGUGUUCUUAAGUGAAGACUCAAAGUAUGCUGAUGUGAUCACAGCAAAAUCUUCAGAGAUCAAUAUCCUCAUACCUAAAGGAACUGAUGAUUUUGAAGAGUUCGCAGUCCCAGAACAAUUUAAAACAAAUUUUACUGGAAAAGGGUUGAAAACAGUGUGUAGUGAUUCUAGAUAAGAAAUGUUCGUCAUACACAUAUGUCAACAAUAUUGAAAAUUUCCAUUUUAAACAGCCACUUUAUCUUGCUUCAUGUACUAGUACAACAUUUUUGUUCAAGCGCAAUACAACACAGUGCUUUUCUUGAUAGUUUAAUUUGUUUGACUGUGUCAAUCUUUGACUUUCAAUAUCAGGCACCUGUUGUUUUAUCUCUUUUAAUAGUAUUUGCUUUUUUAUUGCUUGUUUAAAAAUAUACAUGUGAUGAUUUUUACAUCGGUCUGUGUAAUCCGUCAUCAUUGUUGUGUGGUUAGUCUGUUUAUUGUGCAAUGCUAAUAUGCAAUUUCAUAAGUAAAAUAUUAAAUAACGUU
This is a messenger RNA of Schistosoma mattheei, 3214 nucleotides long. The record is from the annotation of a GenBank genome assembly. Lineage: Eukaryota; Metazoa; Platyhelminthes; Trematoda; Strigeidida; Schistosomatidae.